AUGGCCGCGCCGGGCUCCUUCCCGCUGCUGGUCGAGGGCUCCUGGGGCCCCGACCCCCCGCGGAACCUGAGCACCAAGUUGCAGUUGUACUUCCAGAGCCCCAGGAGGUCGGGCGGCGGCGAGUGCGAGGUGUGCCCGUGUCCCGGGAGCCCGGGCCGCUUCCUGGUGCUGUUCUCCCCGGAGGACGUUCGGCAGAAAGUUCUGGAGAGACAGAACCAUGAGCUGGCAUGGCCAGGAAAUGGACCAUUCAAGCUAACUCUCAAGUUACCUACAGUAGCAGAUGAAGUCCAUGAUGAGGAGCAAAUUACAACAAAGGAAUCCAAGUCCAAAGACCCAGUCAAACAACCAGAUGUUACAGGAGAACUGGAUACAACACACUCUGUCAACAGAAGACCGGAAAACAUUGAAGACACCCCAAAAGAACCUCUUUCUUCUUUGGUUGUAUUUGAAAAUCUCAAGAACAAUGUGAAUGAUAUAGUGUUGACGUUGUUAGUGGAAAAUGUAAGCGGCCUGUCCAGUGGUGACUUUCAUAUAGAAAUAAUACAAGAUUUUAAAGUUGCCGUGGUGACCUUUCAUAAAAACUUAGACAUCAUAAAAUUUGUUGGUGAUUGUGCCCAGAACAAUAUAGCAAACACCCUUCAACUUUCUCCACGACUUCUGGAAACUACAAAAAUAAUCAAGGUUGAAAACUUGCCCCCUGGUAUGGAUGCCCAAACUUUAGAAGAAUUAUUUGAAAAUCCUCAGAAUGGAGGAGGAAGAGUUGCCUGCAUUAAAUGUUUUCCUGAAGAGAGUUCAGCUCUGAUUGAAUUCUUUGAUAGAAAAGUCUUAGACACCGUCUUGACCAAGAAAUUUGACCUAGAUAAUGUGCAACUCUCUGUGUUCCCAUACUACACCUCUCUGGGCACAGCCUUGUAUGGAAAGGAGAAGCCUCUGAUUAAACUUCCAGCACCAUUCAGAGAAUCACUGGACCAUCUCUUAUGGAAGUUCUUGCAGAAAAAUAAUUACCUUAUUAGAGAGAUAAAUGAUGAAAUGGCCCAUUGUCACUGUGAGCUAACUUGGUCCCAACUUAAUGGGGAAGUUACCAUAAGACCUGCAGCCACUUUGGUCAAUCAGGGAAGGAAGAAAAUCAAAACCUGGCAACAAGAUGCUUCCAUAGCAUUCUCAGACCUCAGGUCUAGAUACAAGAUCGCCUCAUUCAAGGUGGCCCCAAUCAUGUGGGACACCAUAAAGAACAGUGUAAAACAUGAUUGUCUUUCAAUUGAGUUUGAUUCACUUAUGGAGCUUGUCAUCUUGGUGGGGAGAUCAGAGGAUAUAGAAGACAUUGAGUCACAUGUCAAAGAAUUAAUACAAAGCACCACUGAACAAAUCAAAAGAGCAGAGCAAAAUCUGGAAGAAAAACUGACCAUUUCUCUAGGGAAGUAUUCUCUGUUGCAUGAAAGUAGAACAUUGGAGGUUAUCUGCACCAAAUUUCCAGAGAUAAAGACCAUUUAUGAUGAUUCCACUCAGCACAUGUACUUCCAAGGACCCCAGGCAGAUGUUCAGAAAGUCAAGUGUGAAAUCCAGGAGAAGGUGUCUAGUAUGACUCAGAAAAACAUUCAAGUUCCCCCUGAGAUUUUCCAGUUUUUGCAACAAGUAAAUUGUAUAGAGUUUUCCAGGUCUCUUUUUAUAGCACAGAAAAUUCUUGCAUUUUAUGAGCUACGGUCUACAUCUGUUCUCUUAACCAGUUGUUCUUCUGUAGCACUAGUUGAAGCUGAAAAGCAAAUGAUGAGUACCUUAAAUUAUAAGUGCAUUGAGGUUGAAGACAGGAAAGUUUUUCAUAACAAGAAAUGGAAAGAACUCAUCAGCAAUUUGCAGGAUUACAAUUCCUCCUCCUCAAAAUGUGUAAUAAUUCAUGACAUAACUCCAGAAACUGCCGCCAAGGUCAUCAUAGCAGGCUGUGUGGGAGAAGUAAAUCAAGUUCACAAAUCACUGCUGGACUUCCUGGAAACACAAACAAUAAUCAAGAAAUUGUUUGAAGUCAAGCCUUCCUUAGUUUUUUAUUAUUUAAAAUCAGAAAAGAAAUUAUUUUGGCAACAGUUAAACAUGAAAAAUGUGCAGGUACAAUUUAAUUCGGAAAGUUUCCCAAAGAGUAUUUUAUUGACUGGCCCCAAGAGCCAAGUUGAGGAGGGAAUGAAGCUUCUCAAGCGUGUCCGGGACUCAGUCUGUGUUAGAAGCAUCCAGAUUGACAAGCCGGGAACCAGACAAUUCUUCCAGGAAAAAGCUCGGUUUUAUAAAAGUGAGGUGAAAAGGCUAUUUGGUUGUUUUGUUGAACUUCAGAAGAAUAAAGAAAGGGAGGACGGCGGCAGUGACGGCCAGAAGUGGUACCUCAGGACAGAUGUGGCCCCUGGGGUCUUGCUGGUGGUGCAGCAGGGCAUCCUGACCCAGUUUCCAGUGGAAGUGGUGGUCAAUGUGGCCAACGAGGACCUGAAACACGUCAAGGGCCUCGCGGCUGCUCUCUCCAAAGCCGCGGGCCCUGAGCUCCAACGAGACUGCGACCGGAUAGUGAAGAGCCAGGGCAAGAUCCUCCCGGGAUGUGCCACCAUCUCCAAAGCUGGAAACCUCCCGUAUGGCCACGUGAUCCACGCAGUCGGGCCCAGGUGGGAGAAGGACAAGGCCCAGGACUGUGCGUAUACGUUAAGGAGAGCUGUGCAAAAAAGCCUGCGUUUGGCCGAAGACCACAAGUACCGCUCCAUCGCCAUCCCUGCUAUUCGUCCUGGAGCCCUGGGCUUUCCCUUACCACAGAGUAUGGAGGCCGUUAUUUGGGCCAUCAUGGAAUAUUUCCAUUUUCACUCAGAGCAACACAGCCUGAAGGAAAUUUAUCUUAUAGAUGCAGCUGAGAAAACCGUUGAAGCCUUUGCUGAAACUGUGGAAACUGAGAUUCAAGACACUCUGCCUGGUCCUGCUUCCCAGCCUCAUGUUAGAGAUGCUGUACCAGCAGACUUGAGGAAGGAUCAUGGAAACAGACAAAUUCUGUGGGCCCCAGGAGGCUUGAAGGUCCUGAUGGUUAAAGGAGAUAUACAGAGUGCAAAUACUGAUGUUGUUGUCAAUUCCAUUUCCUCGGAUCUUGAACUUAAUCAAGGGCCUCUUUCUCGUGCCCUCUUGAAAAGUGCCGGGCCAGAGCUUCAGAAGGAAUUGAAUAGAGCUGGAAAAACCAUGACUGUGAAUGUCGGCACAGUUCUUCAAACAUGUGGCUGUAAUCUGCCUUGCCGUUAUGUGCUUCAUGUGGUGGCUGCAAGUUGGAGAAAUGAUAAUUCACACAAGAUCAUGGAAGGUAUAAUCAGAAAAUGUUUGGAAGUCACUGAGAGCCUGUCCUUAAACUCAAUCACAUUUCCAGCAAUAGGAACAGGAAAUUUGGGCUUUCCUAAAAAAGUUUUUGCUGAGUUAAUCCUGUCAGAAGUGGUCAAAUUUAGUAGCAAGAAUCAAACAACAACUUUACAAGAGGUUCAUCUUCUGCUACAACCAAGUGAUCAUGAAAAUAUUCAGGCAUUUUCAGACGUAUUUGCCCAAAAGGCUACUGGAAAUUUCCCCAGUGACAAAAUUUUCCAGGCUGCAGAUGCACAAGGUUUCUGUGGGAUGGCCUCUAGCCCUAAUAAAGGAGCACAUCAAAUGAAGAUUGGUCCCAUUAUUUUUCAGGUGGCCACUGGAGAUAUCACCAAGGAAGAGGCCGAUGUGAUUGUAAAUUCAACAUCAGACACAUUUAAUCUCAAAGCAGGUGUCUCCAAAGCAAUUUUGGAAAGUGCUGGAAAAGAGGUGGAAGUGCAAUGUUCUCUUCAAGCUCAGAAGAGCAACAGUGGUUUUAUUGUUACUGAAGGUGGAUUGUUGAGAUGUAAGAAUAUAGUUCAUAUAAUUGCUGUAAAAGAUGUCAAGAGUUCAGUUUCCUGUGCUAUGCAAGAAUGUGAAAAACGGAAUUAUUCCUCCAUUUGCCUCCCAGCUAUUGGAACAGAACAAGCCAAUCAAGAUCCAGUCAAAGUUGCUGAAGCCAUCAUUGAUGCCAUUGAAGACUUUAUCAGGAAGGGAUCUGUCCGGUCAAUGAAAAAAGUUAAAGUUGUUUUGUUUCAACCUCAAUUACUAGAAAUAUUUUAUGCCAGCAUGAAAAAAAGAGAAGGCCCUAAGAUUUCUCCACGGCAAUCUAUAUCUAAAAUUGCAUCACAUUUGGCCUACGUAAAACAAUUUUUCAUGGAAAAAAAUCCCUCGGUUUUGGAAAAACAAACUGAAUUAGCGGUUCUUCAAGUAUGUGGUGACAAUGUAAAACAUGUGGAAAGUGCCCUCUCCUGGAUACAAAAUCUGAUUAUAAAGGAGCAAUACUCUUAUAUCAGUGAAGAUGAAGGUAUCAAAGACUUUGAUGAAAAAGAGUGCCAGGAGUUAUAUGCACUACAGAUGAAAUUAAGGAUUGUUAUUUCUUUGGACAAUAAAAAACCUUUUAUUGAGGUCUGUGGAAUUAGCAGAGACGUUAUGGAGGCUAGAAAUAAGAGUGAGGAAAUGAUCAGGAGAGUUAGAUCAGACAAAGAACAGGAUUCCCAAGCAGAUUGUCUCAGUGAAUUUAUAGAAUGGAAAUAUAAUAACAACAUUUAUUAUCCUUUUGACAAAAUAACCAAUAUGCAAUUGGAGGAGGCAAGGAAAACAAAGGAAAAGAAAAUGGAUGUCAAAAUUAAACAUCAGACCUACACAGUAGACUUAACCACAUACACAGCCACAAAUGCAGUGGGAGACACAUUGCCUAUUCAGCGCUUCAAGAAAGCUGAAGUUGAAAUCCCUUCACACUGGAGUGAUAUGAAGCAACAGAAUAUCUGUGUGGUUGACCUACCACCUAGUCAUGCAGAAUACAAAGAGGUGGCACGCCAGUUUAAUAAGACCUGCUCAAACUUCGUCAUAGAGAAGAUUGAGAGGAUCCAGAAUCUAGAUCUCUGGAAGAGCUACCAGGUACAAAAGAAAACCAUGACUGCCAAGAAUGGCAACAGAAGAAAUGAGACACAACUCUUCCGUGGAACAGAUGAGGAAUCAGUGCCUCUUGUGAACAUGAAUGGCUUUAACUGCAGUCAUGCUGAAAAGAAUGCAGCAUUAUAUGGAAAAGGAACAUACUUUGCUGUCAAUGCCAGUUAUUCUGCUGAUGACACAUACUCCAAACCAGAUGCCAAGGGGAAAAAGUAUAUGUAUUAUGUGCGAGUUCUCACUGGAAUCUAUACAAGUGGGAAUUCAUCCUUAAUUGUGCCUCCUCCAAAGGAUCCUCAAAAUCCUGCUGACAGGUAUGAUACUGUCACAGACAAUGUGCAAAAUCCCAACUUAUUUGUGGUUUUUUAUGACUAUCAGGCUUACCCAGAGUACCUCAUUACUUUUACAGAGUGACAUUUUGGUAAAGAAAUUAUUCACCUACACAUAUCUGAUUGUAAAAACCAUGUUUCUUCCUUUCUUCUCUAUCUCUCUGUCUAUGUCUCCAUGAGGCACACCCACAUGCUCAGUGGCCACUUCUAGUUCAGUGAUCAGAGGUCACUCCCAACAGUGCUCAGGGGACCAUGCACUUCCUGAAAUCAAAUGGGUACAAAGUAUGAGCUCUGAGUUAUCUCGCAAGGCAUUUUUAUAAGAUCAAGUAACCCCUGUUACUUGAAAUCUUUAGCUUCUACUUGAAAACUGGAUGAACCACAUUUAUGAGAAAUGAAGUUGAGAAUUUAAAUCAGAUAACAUAGUUAUAACUGUAUGGACUCCAAAUUUAUGAAAGAAAACAGUAGGUUUAUGAUUUCAAGUCAGAGAGAAUAAUAGUGCAGUAAGUG
Messenger RNA from Sorex araneus (European shrew), 5804 nucleotides. RefSeq names its product protein mono-ADP-ribosyltransferase PARP14. The record is from RefSeq and is a predicted model, not a curated record. Gene Ontology annotation, cellular component: cytoplasm; nucleus. Gene Ontology annotation, molecular function: NAD+ poly-ADP-ribosyltransferase activity; transcription corepressor activity. Gene Ontology annotation, biological process: negative regulation of gene expression. The coding region runs from base 1 to 5382 and encodes 1793 amino acids. Lineage: Eukaryota; Metazoa; Chordata; Mammalia; Eulipotyphla; Soricidae. The transcript is spliced from 18 exons.